AUGUCUUCGACAGAGAAGCAGGAAUGUCAGCGUCAGCCCGACGACGACUCGGGUGUCAGACAGUCGCCCGACGUCGAGGCUAUUUCCACUGACCCGAUCGUUAUCGAUGAAGGCGACAAUAACGAAGAACCGGAGUUGGAAGGCGACGAAGCUGCGCGACUCGCAGCACUGGGGGCUGGCGUGCGCGACCAAGAGGACCUCGAAAGGGACAUUGGCCAACAGGCAGAUCAGGCACUCGCUGAACAGACAUUGGAAAGGGAGCAGAAGCGACUCGACAAGACGCAGAAUGAGAAGUCGCGAAUGCAGACGGCACUCAGGAUUGCCGAGAGGAAUCUAGCUAAGCCUGCCGGGUCCGCUACAAAGAAUAAAUACAGAGCCGAGAUCGAGCGUUAUAAAGCCUUGAUCGGCAACCUGGAUCGGGAUCUCGAGCAGAUUCAGAAGCGCAUAGAGGAGCAAAACGAUGAUGAGAAUCAAGGAGAGACACUGCUCGAAGAUGGAAACAACAAGCGUCUACCUGGCGAGACGCAUCGCGAGUUCUUAAUCCGGACCGGAAAGAUUACACCCUUCUCGAAAUUUGGGCAACGGACCUUGCGCACAUCUUCAAGUCUUGGUGAGGUCUUGCUCGAUGCUGAAGAAGAGGAUGAGGAGGAAGUGGACCAAGCAGAGGUCGAGGUAGCAGAACAAUACGGACCGAAGUCCCAUCGCAAUCUGCUGGCACCCGGCUUCGAGCAGGACGACACCAGCGCCGCAGCUAGUACAAUUGGAGAUGAAGAAGAUGACGAGGCUUUGGCACGGAGGCUACAAGAUGAGGAAGAUGCGAAAGAACGACCUGCGAAGAGGAGGCGCUUACAGUCCAGGCGACAGGCGAAGGCUGUAUCGCAGGAACCAGAAUCAAUGGCGGAUGAUUCUGACGCAUAUUUACCGGAAAUGGAUGAGACAGGUCUAGCCGCCAUCGGAAAAUCUGGAGACGAGGAAGAGCCUCGUGAUGAGGACGCCGAAGGCGAUUUCUCACUCGACACUCCAGGUAACUUUCGCAAGAGAAAAGGCAAACGAAAAGCUGUACAGCAGGCCGGCGGUGAGCAGGAGGAUUUUGCGGGCGUCGACGAUGGCGAUGAGGAAGUUUACCAAACACGGUUGCAGAGCUGGACACAACGACGGCGCGCUGCCAGGAGACGGCAUCGCAAGAGACCUGCAGCCGAAGCUGCGCAGGACACGGCAAAUACCGCUAGCGACAUCAAAAAUGAGCCCGCAGACACUUCUGUUGUACUCGAGGAAGUGGAGGAAGAAGGAGAGGAGUGGGAAAUGCCACAUCCUACCCGAGCGGAUGCUGUGUUCGAUGGAGGCUUUCGCAUUCCCGGCGAUAUCUAUCCCUCGCUGUUCGACUACCAGAAGACCGGUGUACAGUGGCUGUGGGAGCUAUACUCUCAGCAAGUAGGAGGAAUCGUCGGAGAUGAGAUGGGCUUGGGUAAGACUAUCCAAGUGAUCUCCUUCCUGGCUGGGUUGCACUACUCUGGCAAGAUUUCGAAACCAAUAAUCGUUCUUUGUCCCGCGACUCUCCUCAAGCAAUGGGUGGAGGAGUUUCACCGCUGGUGGCCACCGCUACGGGUCUCCAUCUUACACUCUUCGGGCAGCGGUAUGCUUGAUGUAAAGCGCGAGGCACGCUACGAAGAUGCUCUGGACGAUGAAAAUCACAGAAAAUCGAAGGGCAAAGCCAACAAGGUCGUUCGAAGAGUUAUCGAUCGCGUUGUCAAAGAUGGGCAUGUGCUAGUCACAACAUACGCAGGAUUGGUCAAUUAUGCCGAACAGCUGCUUCCGAUCAAUUGGGAGUACUGCGUCCUGGACGAAGGACACAAGAUCCGCAACCCCAACGCUGAGAUCACAAUAUUUUGCAAGGAGAUCAUGACCCACAAUCGGAUCAUCCUGUCUGGGACGCCGAUGCAGAACAACCUAGAGGAGCUAUGGACUCUAUUCGAUUUCGUGUAUCCAAUGCGCUUGGGAACCUUGGUCAACUUCAAGAAUCAGUUUGCGAUUCCGAUUAAGCAAGGCGGAUAUGCGAACGCUUCGAACCUGCAAGUAGAGACCGCCAUGAAAUGCGCAGAAACGCUCAAGGACGCAAUCUCCCCUUACCUUUUGCAGCGAUUCAAGGCCGAUGUCGCAUCGGACUUGCCAAAGAAGAUCGAGCGAGUUCUUUUCUGCAAGCUCACUAAGCUGCAACGCGAAGCAUAUCAAUGGUUCCUCGACUCGGAGGACAUGAAGUCAAUCAUGAAUGGGAAGCGCCAGGCACUCUACGGUGUGGAUAUCCUUCGCAAGAUUUGCAAUCAUCCGGACCUUGUCGAGCACAAGACUCUGUCAAAGAAGCCUGGAUACGAUUAUGGCAUUGGUAGCAAGUCAGGCAAAAUGCAAGUCGUCAAAGAGCUCCUCAAGAUAUGGAAAGAGAAGGGGCACAAGACACUUCUUUUUGCUCAGCAUCGGAUCAUGCUGGACAUUCUUGAGAAGUUCAUUGGCAACCUGCCGGGGAUCAACUACAGACGCAUGGACGGAACUACGGACAUCAAGUAUCGGCAAGACUUGGUGCACGAGUUCAACCAUGACCCUGAUCUGCAUGUUUUCUUACUGACCACGAAGGUGGGUGGCCUCGGUGUGAACUUGACUGGCGCCAAUCGUGUGAUCAUUUACGAUCCGGACUGGAAUCCAUCGACUGAUGUGCAAGCCCGCGAGCGAGCAUGGCGCCUUGGCCAGAAGCGUGAAGUCGAGAUCUAUCGCCUCAUGACAGCAGGCACCAUCGAAGAAAAGAUCUACCAUCGACAACUGUUCAAGUUGUUCCUCACCAACAAGAUUCUACGAGAUCCGAAGCAGCGCCAGAACUUUCAGCUUAGAGAUCUGCACGACCUCUUCACCCUAGGAGAAUCCGUUGACGGGCAAACAGAAACCGGAACGAUCUUCAAAGGCACUGAAGUCUCGCUCAAGCGCGACAAUAGCUUGCCCACGCCACCAAAUGAAGACGAAAAGCAGAAGGAGAGUGAGCGUGUCGCGAUCAAUGACUUUGCGGGUAUAUCUCGGCAAGAAGAUUUCCGUGGUGAUCAUGAGGAGGAAGAGGCGAAGAAGAAAGCGGACGGUGAACCGUCCUCAGAUCGUGUCCUGUCCGGCAUCUUCGCACGAGCCGGUGUACAAGGCGCUCAAGAUCAUGAAGCCAUCAUCAAUGGUCGCAAGACUACGCGCGCCGACCCCGAGAUGAUCAGGAAGGAAGCGAAGAAAGUCGCCGAUGAGGCAGCACGAGAACUGAAACGUGCUGCCGAAGUCGCAAGGACCCUUCCUGCUGGCGUACCGACUUGGACUGGACAGUUCGGCACAGCUGGCCGUCCUCCCUCACCUCCGAGACGGGGCGGUAUGCGUGGUGGCAGGGGUGGAGGCAUGUCUCGCGGAGGACCUUCUUCCACCUCUGUUCUUGCCAACCUCCAGAACCGUCAAACGAACGCGUCCAAUACCACUACGGCUUCUGCGUCUGCUUCGGCAAGCACUUCGCGCAGCGGUACGCCGGCGACUCGUGGUGGACGGGCUGAUCGUGGGCCACAAGGCACGGACUUCAUGAAGCUCAUCCGAGACUACAUUGUCUCUCACGGAGGAGCCGUCUACUCGCAAAUGCUAGUCGAUCACUUCAACAGGUACUGCAACAGUCCGCAGCGCACUGCAGAAUUCAGUGAGAUGCUCAAGAAGAUCGCCACAAUGCAGAAAGGAGGGAGGAUGAGGGCGAAAUGGGUGCUCAAAGAUGAGUACAAGCCGGCUGGCAGGUAGUUCUUUGAUCAAAGAAGCGCAACAAGUACAACCGCUUGAUAGUGUUCAACUAUGAGUCAAAUCGGCAGCCUGCGGCUGCGAUGAAGCG
Cercospora beticola is the source of this 3880-nucleotide messenger RNA. RefSeq names its product DNA-dependent ATPase RAD26 (gene RAD26). The record is from RefSeq and is a predicted model, not a curated record. Gene Ontology annotation, biological process: transcription-coupled nucleotide-excision repair. NCBI's taxonomy places the organism in Eukaryota, Fungi, Ascomycota, Dothideomycetes, Mycosphaerellales, Mycosphaerellaceae. Gene Ontology annotation, molecular function: ATP-dependent chromatin remodeler activity; ATP binding. Gene Ontology annotation, cellular component: nucleus.